CAUCAAGUUUUCUUCGUACAUCACCAAUUAUUUUCUUCUGGAAAUUUCAUGAAGACAAAAUCCCCCUCUUUGUUCAUUAAUUGAAGAAUCUCGAAAGUGAAUCAUGAGAGUGAGACAACAUUUUUGGGGUGCAAGGUUUGUUCAAGGCAUAGCAACAGAGUCUGGGGUUUCCGAGAUAGCUGCUUUCAACGAAGCUAGCAAACUGUCCUGUAUCGGGCGUUCUUCCGGUCAAGUUGUUGUAGGACACAUUAAAGACCUCCAAGAAGUUAAGGUCGCCGAGUUGAUAAGGGAUUGUGCCACUCAAGUUGUUGAAAGAGAGGUCCAAGCUCUCAAUCUGCUUCAAGUUGGAGAAGGUGCUUGGGAUGGAUCCAGAUAUGAAGUUACCCGAUUUCGUGAUAGCACUAAAGCUUCAAGCUUUGAGAAGUUGGCAAAAGAACUCAGAAAUACAGUGUCUUCAAAGUUGUUAUUUGAGAGGUCCAAGUACUGUAGGGAUACCAUUUCAUAUGAAAGAUGGUGUGGAAACGCCGUUAAAGCGGUUAAAUUGUUUCAAGAAAUGGUAAAGAUGAGAUUUUUACCCAACCCCGUCACCUUCCUGUCAGUUCUGUCAGCCUGCAGUCACGCAGGCAUGGUAGAAGAGAGUCUGUUCAUCUUCAAACUGAUGAAUGAGAGGUACGGUUUGGAACCCGAAAAAGAACACUACGGGUGCUUGAUUGAUGUUCUUGGUCGUGCGGGGAGACUGGAGGAAGCAUAUGAAGUGGUGGGUAGUGGCAAUGAGUGUGUUUUUGCAUGGAAGACAUUGUUGAAUGCCAGUAGGAGUUAUGAAGAUGUGAAGAUAGCAGAGAAAUGUGCAAGAAAAGUGUUGGAGAUUGACCCUAAAGAUCCUUCCCCAUACCUUGUUUUGUCUAAUAUGUACUCUAGAGAGGGGAGAUGGGAAGAGGCUUCUAAGUUGAGGCAAAAAAUGAUGCAAAUUGGAAUGAUGAAGGAUCUUGGAAGCAGUUGGUUGAUGUAGAAUGAGUGAAUGACUCUAACUGACCAUGGGCUUUUCCAACUGAUGGACUACAAUGAGAUACACUAAAUCUAUGUUGCACAG
This is a messenger RNA of Cuscuta campestris, 1090 nucleotides long. NCBI's taxonomy places the organism in Eukaryota, Viridiplantae, Streptophyta, Magnoliopsida, Solanales, Convolvulaceae. The record is from the annotation of a GenBank genome assembly.